Molecule: messenger RNA, 505 nt
Organism: Dimorphilus gyrociliatus
Lineage: Eukaryota; Metazoa; Annelida; Polychaeta; Dinophilidae
Source: the annotation of a GenBank genome assembly
UAUGGCUUCGAAUCAGACUAAAAUUGGAAAUAUUGGCGAAAAGAUGACACCUAAGGAAAGACAAGCUCAUAGAACAAAUAAUACAAUACAGAAUGAUUUAAAUAGAAGAUUAAAAUAUUUGGACAUUGAAAGGAGAAUUAUUUUAAAUGCUAAAAAUACCGAUAUUAAUCUUCAAAAGAGAAAGCUACCUCUACAAACAUCAAAGUCUCCUGUAGACAGUUCUGCUGAUUUAUUAAUUGCGCAUAGAAGAUCUUCACUUGAAAUAGAAAUACCUAAAUUACAGCAAUCUAAUUCUCUUCCACAUAAUUUAUGCUCUCUUGGCCAUUCAAUCAAGGAUGAAUGGAAAAAUAAAAGCGACGAAUCUCUUGAACAAGUUAAAAGUGUUUGCCCGUAUGGAAUAAGUGGAGGAAUACGAAUGGGUAAUGGCUGUAAAAGGAGGGAUUUACAAGAUUGGCUUGGAUUAAGGGAUAGAAAGCUCAAGCGAACUCCAGUUAGAGUUAGAUAA